GGCACUUUAAAACUGGACCUUAAUCUUAAAAAACACUGUUAAUUUCAAAAAUUUAACGACUUUACGCCUUUGCGCUCGUUCCUAUAUUUGCACUGCCUUGACUGUUGCUUUAGCGCGUCAUCUACCAACUCAAUUUGCUAACUUAAUGUUAUCACUAAAAUACAACUUUGCACUAUGUGGCAACAUUGUCCAAACUGCUAUUUGACAAUUGCCGAUUGACAUUUGACUUUUGCUGUUUGACUGCAAAAAAUAGCGGAGUCCCUUGUCAAUUUUUGCGAUUUUUUGCAAUUCAAGAACAAAUUAUAAAAAUUGUGAAAAGAUGACGACUUAUCUGACCGAUAAUGAUGGCAAAUUCAUCCCAGCAACUCAGCGACCGGAUGGUACUUGGCGCAAGGCUCGCCGCGUUAAAGAUGGCUAUGUACCACAGGAAGAGGUGCCCUUGUACGAGAGCAAAGGUAAGCAGUUUGCACAACGUAGGAGUACGCUACCGCCUGGCAUGUGCCCGCUGGUAGCUGAGCAAACCAAGAAAGAACGUGAAAAGCAAGAACGCGCUAAAGCCAAAAAGUUGGCCAAACAACAAGAAAACGCAAAUGCUUCAAAAGCGGGGUCCGCCAGUAGCGGGAACAAUAAAAAACCGAAGCAAGCCCCAUCUCAAUCACAACCAACUCCCGGCUUGUUAGUGUUGCCCGAUACUGUUACGGCUAAGGCCGCAGUACCAAAGCCUAAUGCUAAUACAAAUAAGGCAUCGAGUACAAAUAGCAACGAUGCCGUAGCCAAACUUGCAAAUGACUUGCAGUCCAGCCUAAAAGUGCAAUCAGAUGACGGUCAUGAAGCGUUGAAGAAACUAAAAAAGUUGCGCAAAAAACUGCGUGAAAUUGAAACAAUCGAACAACGUAUUAAAACUGGUGAGCUUAAGAAACCUGAAAAAGAUCAACUAGAUAAAGUGAAGCGGAAAAAGGAUAUAAUCAAGGAAAUUAAACAGCUUGAAGAUGAAGAGCUGGCGUUAUCAAAACGAAAGGCAAAUGACUAAAUUGUCUUGCUGCCCGCAGCAUUAAAUAAACGUCAUGCGGCUCUGAAGUGCCAUGAAACAAUGUACGAGAUGAACUGUAUUUCCUGUACACCAACACCCACUGAUUGUCUAGCCUUCGGGUUGACAAACCUCAGCUAAUUAAUACAUAAAUAACUGAUCUAGUGUUAAUAUUUUAAGGACUUUCUUAUUUUAAUAUCUAUACAAAAA
Rhagoletis zephyria (snowberry fruit fly) is the source of this 1237-nucleotide messenger RNA. RefSeq names its product partner of Y14 and mago (gene Pym). The record is from RefSeq and is a predicted model, not a curated record. Gene Ontology annotation, biological process: exon-exon junction complex disassembly. Gene Ontology annotation, cellular component: cytoplasm; exon-exon junction complex. Gene Ontology annotation, molecular function: RNA binding. Lineage: Eukaryota; Metazoa; Arthropoda; Insecta; Diptera; Tephritidae.